ACGAAGACUUCUCGUCUUCUCAGUCAGUCACGAUGAGAGAGAUACAGAGAGGUGCAGACAGAGUAACGGAGACGACCCGUCGACCACAGUCCCUCACCGACAGACGACCCCUGUCCCUCACCGUUAGAGAACCAACACCGAGAUCCACUUGGUCCGAUCGUCGCACAAAAACAACUGAAGA
Molecule: messenger RNA, 181 nt
Organism: Ilex paraguariensis (yerba mate)
Lineage: Eukaryota; Viridiplantae; Streptophyta; Magnoliopsida; Aquifoliales; Aquifoliaceae
Source: the annotation of a GenBank genome assembly